Molecule: messenger RNA, 255 nt
Organism: Pseudocercospora fijiensis CIRAD86
Lineage: Eukaryota; Fungi; Ascomycota; Dothideomycetes; Mycosphaerellales; Mycosphaerellaceae
Exons: 1
Source: RefSeq, a predicted model, not a curated record
CCCGCUGCAAAGACCAAUACCUCAAGGAUCGAAUGGGGACCGUGCAAUCAGACGGAAGUCAAUACGACCGGGACUGCACCCACACAAUGCGGUACUCUACCCGUUCCCCUCGACUACACAAACACCUCAUCAGAAGAAACCCUCAAUCUCCAACUCAUCAACAUCCCAGCACCAAUCGAGCCGUGCAAAGGUAGUAUUCAAUUCAACUUAGGCGGACCAGGCGCCACCACACGACAAGACCUAGCCUCUCUAGGC